AUGUUUAAAAAUUUCAUUUUAUUCCUUCUUUUUGGUCCUUGGGUCGCAGAAGCAGGAGCUUUUCAAGCAUCAAUUGAUCCCGAUACUAAAAUAAUAGGUGGAGAAGACGCACCAGAAGGAGCUAUUCCAUCUCUAGUAUCAUUGAGGUUGAACAUCUACGCUGAGUCCCACUUCUGUUUCGCCUCCAUCAUCAGACCGACUUGGGUAGUGACAGCUGCGCAUUGCACAGUCGAUCUCCGUGACGCCAGAAUAGCGGUAUAUAUAACGGUAGUUGGAACCAACAAACUGUCGUCAGGUGGUGAUACAUAUGCUGUGAAACAAAUAAUAAACCACCCGAAUUUUAGUGACACAACUUACGUAAAUGAUAUCGCUCUUCUUGAAGUAGCUGAAGAGAUUCAAUACUACUCUAAAGUAGCUCCCAUGGCCUUGCCUGAUGAGGAUACUCCUGCUAACACAACCUGCGUAGUUUCAGGAUGGGGAUUUACAGAUAGUGAUUCCGGUGGUCCAUUAGCAGCUGAUGGAAAGCUUGUCGGCGUCGCCUCCUGGGGUGUAGGCUGCGCUUCUAGGUACCCGGAGGUAUAUACAAGAGUGUUCUCCUACCUAGAUUGGAUUUUGGGCAUAGUGGACUCAAAUGAAUAAUAUUUUGUUUCUUUAUUGAGCUCUUGUGGUAGUUUAUUAU
Molecule: messenger RNA, 679 nt
Organism: Colias croceus (clouded yellow)
Lineage: Eukaryota; Metazoa; Arthropoda; Insecta; Lepidoptera; Pieridae
Product: trypsin-3-like
Exons: 4
Coding region: 1-639 (212 amino acids)
Biological process (GO): proteolysis
Molecular function (GO): serine-type endopeptidase activity
Source: RefSeq, a predicted model, not a curated record